AUGAAACAGAAGAGAGCCAAGGCUUACCGUAAGCAAAUGCAGGCUUACCAGCAUACUUUCAAAUUCAUGCUCCCCAUUCAGUGUCUGGCGGAUUCCGAGUUGGUCUUGCACUGUGAAAAGACAGCUUUUGAACUUACUAAAGGUAUUGCCAGAACGAUUCAGAGCGACCCAAAGAUGAUGAUUACUCAAUGCUGUAUUCAACAUCUCUACGACUCGCGCAACCAGCCCGCUAUCGAGAUUGCGAAGACCAUGGAGAAGAGGCGGUGCAAUCACAGAGAGACUCUUUCGUCAUACGAGUGUAUCAAGUCUAUAGUGGAUGUCAAAGGUGAAAACAAGCACAGAUACUUAGUGGCAACCCAAGACGAGAAGCUGAGGAAGGCUCUGAGACGUGUUCCAGGUGUUCCUUUGAUUUACAUGAAUAGAUCAGUUAUGAUCAUGGAACCACUCAGUCCUGCUAGUAUGAAGGUUCAGCAGAGAAUCGAGAACGGAAAGUUGACAGGCGGAUUGAACUCAAAGCAUGCUGGUGUAAUUGAGACAGAGAAGCCUAAAGCUAUUGCUAGUGGAGAUAAGGUUGAAGCAAAUGCUGAAGGAACUGAGACUGAAAAGCCGAAGAAAAGAAAGAGAGGUCCCAAGGAGCCCAAUCCUUUGAGUAUGAAAAAGAAGAAGACUGAAAAGACAUCCGAAGAUGCAAAUGACACGAACAAUCAAAAUGAGGGAAAUGGUGACGAUUUGGGGGAUAAAAAGAGAAGAAAGAGAAAACAUAAGAAGUCUACACAGGAUACAGACGAGACGGAGGAGACGCACGCAAACCAAGAACCAGCUGAUGGUGAUGAUAGCGAGUGA
Molecule: messenger RNA, 843 nt
Organism: Kuraishia capsulata CBS 1993
Lineage: Eukaryota; Fungi; Ascomycota; Pichiomycetes; Pichiales; Pichiaceae
Exons: 1
Coding region: 1-843 (280 amino acids)
Cellular component (GO): small-subunit processome; nucleolus
Molecular function (GO): small ribosomal subunit rRNA binding
Source: RefSeq, a predicted model, not a curated record